This is a messenger RNA of Lecanosticta acicola, 312 nucleotides long. Lineage: Eukaryota; Fungi; Ascomycota; Dothideomycetes; Mycosphaerellales; Mycosphaerellaceae. The record is from the annotation of a GenBank genome assembly.
AUGGCGGCAGACAACUCGACGGGCGCGAAGACGUCCAUGCCCUACUCUGCUAUUAUCAUGCUGUGCCUACUCGGAGCGGGCGCCGCGGUUCUCUGCGCCUGGUCAAUGGCGCGUCACUUCUUCCCUGAGCCAGGCCGAGACCACGGGCUCAACAAUGUCGACGCGGAGGGCAUGACGCAAGCGCAGUAUAUGCGCAUGGUCCGCCUCAAGAACCAGGAAGACCUCCAGCGCACGUAUGGACACUACAACUACGUCCGGCCGAAGCCGCCAGCCUUCGCGCAGUCUGGUUGCUCGGUAUCAUCCUUCUCUUGA